AUGGCAUGUUCAAAGUUAUUUUCAGGAGAUUUACCUGAGUUGAUAAACGAAGUUAUACAAUAUUUUCAUUAUGAUUAUAAAACAUUACAUUCGUGUAUAUUUGUUAAUAGAUUAUGGUGUCGUUUAACAAUUCCAUUAUUAUGGGAAGAUCCAUUUUCAAUUAAAUCCCCUAAAAAUUAUCGUUUUAUUGAAAGUUAUUUACAUAAUUUGAAUAAUGAUGAUAAAGCAAAAUUUAAUGAUUAUAUAAUUAAUAAUGACUUAUUUCCUUCAAAUACAUUAUUUAAUUAUCCUAGAUUCAUUCAACGUUUAGAUACACAUAAAGUUUGUAAUUUUAUUGAAAAGUGGGCAGUAACUGUUGGUAGUACUUCAACAACUAAAGAACAACAUUCCAGCUAUUUUAUACAAAAUACAAAUUUAUCAUCUUCACAAAUGUCAAACUUUACAAAACUAGUUAUUAGGUCAUUAUUUCUAAUAUUCAUUGAAAACGGGGUGAGCUUACAUAGUUUUGAAGUUAUUAUGUUUAAUCAUAAAGAAUUUGAAUAUUUUGAUGAGAUUUUUGAAUUAAUUUUACAAAAUCCGAAUUUCAUUUAUAAUAUUAAAAGUUUUAAACUCGAUUUUAAUACAAUAACUAAUAACAUAACAAGAUUUUCAACUUUUCUUUAUUCUAAUUGCAAUUCAAUUUCAUCACUCCACUUUCUAUUUCCAUCAUAUGUUGAAAAUUAUCCAACUGAAAAGUGCUUAGCACAAAUAAUUAGUUCCCAAGAAAAUCUCAAAAAGAUUUUAUUUGGUUAUAGCGAAUUCCCUUUACACCAUUCGCUAUUAUCAUUAAAACACUCUAAUUGUUCAAAUACAUUAAACACAAUCAUAUUUUAUCAUAUUGAUUUUGGUAAUAUAGUUGUUUUAAGUGAAGCUUUCAAUCACCUGAAUGUUUUAGAAUCAAUUCAUAUUAUUUAUUGUUAUUCUCUAGAUUCAAAAUUUAUUCAACAGAUUAAUAAUAUUACUAAACCAUUUAAAUUGAAAUCCUUAUUUCUGGGAUUUCUGGGUGAAGUUGAUGAAUCAUUAGAACGAUUAAUACAAAAGUCUGGCGAUUAUUUAGAAAAUUUUGGAAUUAGUAACGAUGAAUCACAACAAUUACUACAAUUAAUUAUGAAAUAUUGUAGUAAAAUUAAAUAUUUGGGUCCUAUUAGGCUGGAUAAUCAGAGUAUUUAUUUAUUAUUAAGUUUAAUUGAAAAUAUUACGCAAAACCUCAGUUAUCUUAUAAUUGAUGCUUUUAAUGUUGAUUAUAGUUCAAUUAUAUUGAAAAAUCUAGGACAAAUUCUUCCUAUUAAAUUAGAAUAUAUGUAUCUUUGCCUUACAAUUAAUACAAGUGAUCUGGAAGUAUUCUUAAAAAAUUCUCAAAAUACUUUUAUUAAAAAAUUGUUAAUCAGAAAUAUAAGAAAAGAAGAAAGUGGAGAUAUUUUCUCUUAUAUAAAAGAAUAUAUUAUGAAAAAGAAAAAGGUUAAGUAUUUGGCUGUUUCAGAAACUUUUCAUGGAAGAAAUGAAGAUUUGUUUUUUCAGAAAGAUAAAGUAAAGGAAUUUCAAUUACAUGAUAUUCAAAUUUUAAAAUAUUUUGAUUUGUUUAUUGAUAUUUAUGAUUUUAUAAAUGAAACUUAUUAA
Messenger RNA from Rhizophagus irregularis DAOM 181602=DAOM 197198, 1656 nucleotides. RefSeq lists its product as uncharacterized. The record is from RefSeq and is a predicted model, not a curated record. NCBI's taxonomy places the organism in Eukaryota, Fungi, Glomeromycota, Glomeromycetes, Glomerales, Glomeraceae.